AUGCGUCUCCUAUCGUCCUUGCUAGGCGCAUGCCUUUUCCUAGGACUGUCCACUGCCGAGAAGAAGUCCUCUGAGCAACGAUUCAAUGAAUUCCACCAGCUGUUGAAAAGCUCCCCUUCUCUCCAGCUGAAGGAGACCUCGUACAAGUCAUUGACUUCGUCGCCUCGCGACUACAGCGUGGCUGUGCUCCUCACAGCCCUCGACGCGCGAUUUGGAUGCCAGCUUUGCCGCGAAUUUCAACCGGAAUGGGACUUGUUGGCCAAAAGCUGGCUCAAGGGUGACAAGGUCGGAGAGUCAAGACUUUUGUUUGGUACCUUGGAUUUCGAGAAAGGCAAAGAUGUUUUUGCAUCGCUCGGUCUUCAGACCGCCCCCGUCGUAAUGCUGUUCCCUCCUACCGAAGGCCCUCACGCGGCUUCCUCCGCCGAGCCCAUUCGAUACGACUUCACAACGGGCGCUGCUGGAGCUGAGAACAUUCAUGCCUGGCUUUCGCGACACAUGGCCGGCCGACCGACUCCUCCCGUAAAGCGACCCAUCAACUACAUGCGCUGGGCAACCGGAAUUACGAUUCUGCUCGGAGUCGGAACUGCAUUGGCUACUGCUUCGCCUUACAUUCUACCGAUCAUCCAGAACCGCAACAUAUGGGCGUCCAUCAGCCUGGUGUCUGUUCUACUCUUCACAAGCGGCCACAUGUUCAACCACAUUCGCAAGGUUCCCUACAUCGCUGGCGAUGGUCACGGUGGAAUUUCUUACUUCGCCGGAGGUUUCCAGAAUCAAUUCGGCCUUGAAACACAAAUUAUUGCCGCCAUUUACGGUUUGCUCUCCUUUUGCACCAUCACUCUGGCUGUCAAAGUGCCGCGCAUGACUGAUGCCAAGACUCAGCAAGUUACAGUCUUUAUCUGGGGCGCAGUAUUGUUCCUCAUGUAUAGCUUUCUACUGAGCGUCUUCCGCUUCAAGAACGCGGGCUACCCGUUCUCUCUUCCCCCCUUCAUGUAA
Messenger RNA from Akanthomyces muscarius, 993 nucleotides. RefSeq lists its product as uncharacterized. The record is from RefSeq and is a predicted model, not a curated record. The transcript has 4 exons. Bases 1 to 993 code for a protein of 330 amino acids. Gene Ontology annotation, cellular component: oligosaccharyltransferase complex. Lineage: Eukaryota; Fungi; Ascomycota; Sordariomycetes; Hypocreales; Cordycipitaceae.